Bolinopsis microptera is the source of this 471-nucleotide messenger RNA. RefSeq names its product trafficking protein particle complex subunit 6b-like. The record is from RefSeq and is a predicted model, not a curated record. NCBI's taxonomy places the organism in Eukaryota, Metazoa, Ctenophora, Tentaculata, Lobata, Bolinopsidae. The transcript has 5 exons. Bases 1 to 471 code for a protein of 156 amino acids. Gene Ontology annotation, biological process: endoplasmic reticulum to Golgi vesicle-mediated transport; regulation of GTPase activity. Gene Ontology annotation, cellular component: TRAPP complex; trans-Golgi network; cis-Golgi network.
AUGGGGUCGAUGGCUGACAGUUUAUUUGAGUUCUUUCACUCCCAAAUGAUACUCUACUUCGAGGAAACAUUCGGUGAAGAGCAAAUACAAUACAAUAUGGAAAAAAUAGGUUACAGAGUUGGGUUUAGCUUAGUUGAAAAAGCGACAAAGGAAGAGGCUAGGUUCAAGGAAAAUGUAGAGAUUGUGAAGUAUAUUUGCAAGGAUUUGUGGCAGAUGUUGUUCAGAAAACAAGCAGACAAUCUUAAGACAAAUCACACAGGAACAUUUGUGAUACAGGACAACAGAUUUAGGUUUCUCAACAGAGUCAGCCAGUCUAAGCAGUACUUGGACAGAGGGCAGCAGUACGCAGCCUUCACGUGUGGUGUAGUUAGAGGUGCCCUUACUAACUUUGGUAUGCCCUGUACCGUCACCUCGGAGGUGAACGUCAGUCCUACAUGCAAGUUUCAGAUAUCUAUACAGGGGAUCAGCUGA